AGCCGUUUUCCGGCAUCUUCCCCGCUCCAUACUCGGUAAAAUGGCAGAGGUCGGUCAGCGGCUGGGGAGCGGAGCUUACCGGCUGUCCGCUCUCAGAAACAGCCAGGGCCGACCGGUGUGCACCGGAGAAAGUCCCGGAAGUCUGCUGGUUAACUGCAGCUUCAGUGACAGUCGGAUAAAAGAGAAACCAGCAGCGGAGCAACGGGAAAGUCAACCGGUGGCAAAAAGCAGAGCAACACAACGCGAGUCAAAGAAACUUUACAGAGUGACAACAAGUGAAAGUCAGCAAGUAAAUGGGACUUUGCCCUGUGCUGCAUCUUUGGAGCUCGACUCACCCCGUUUCACUGGGUUUCCUCACACCAGAGAGAGUCUGCAAGCUUACAGGACAGCCCUGUACCUGUCAGCGAGACUCCAGCCUCUCCUCCUGCCUGGUAGGUUGACCUCCUGGACCAGAGGAGCUGUGUCCGUCCACCCCGACGCCUUCACGUCCCCUCAGCAGCUCCGAGCUUUCUGCACCGUCCUCUUUAUUCUGGCCGAGCGAGGGUCAGAGAGGCCAGGUUGUGGGCUGAGACUGAGGCGUCUCAAACUACAUCCCGAUACCUCCCAGGCGUCUGCGACUAGAAGCUACAGCUGGAGGAGCAACAGGAGGACACAAGAUGCUCCUCUGCUGUACAGAAGCAGGACGGCCUAUUACGACGUCCUCAAGGUGUCCCCUGGUGCCACACAGUCCCAGAUCAAGACGGCCUACUACAAGCAGUCCUUCAUCCACCACCCGGACAAGAACCCGGGGAACGAGGAGGCCACCUUGCACUUCUCUGUGAUCAGCGAGGCUUACACGGUGCUGGGCAACAUCACGCUGAGGAAGAAGUACGACCGUGGUAUUCUGAGCCAGUCGGACAUCCAAAGUGCAGGGAGACCACCCUCCAAAGAGACCACGAGCAGACCCACGGGCUCCCCACAUCAGCAGCAGCAUCAUCAACACAGAGCAUACCGGUUCUCCCAUACUGGAGGGAAGGUCAGGUUUGAUUUUGACGCCUUUUAUCAGGCUCACUACGGGGAGCAGCUGCAGAGGGAGAGGGACAUGAAGGCCAGGAAGCAGCAGCUGCAGGAGGAGUACAAGGAGAAAAUUGCCAAGAGGAGGCAGGUGAAAUUGAUAGAGAUGACCGUGGCGAUGCUGCUGACCAUGGCCGGCCUAAUAUUAGUCAAUAUUAGGUCCUGAAGAAGAAGCAGCAACCGGACGUGUCCCUAUGGAGGAGGUGGAGAGGGGUUAUGGGGGUUAACCCGGAUUUGUUUUGCAACUAAAAGCAAAGUGUUUGCAGAGUUUCUAACAGUUGAAGAGGAUUUUAUUAAGCAUGGUGCUGGAGUAAACGAGAGCAGGGUCACUGUGUCUCAGAUGUUUCAUUCACAAGCAAAUGAAUAGCUUCUGUAUUUCUUCACGUGUAGGAUCUUUAAAGAGCAUUAAACAAACAUUAUACACAACCUGAUGUAAAAACCAAAAAAAGGGAGCUGGAUCAAAAACAGUAACUCAAAUUACUGGAAACCUGGAUGGGAUUAUUUAAUCGCUCUUUCAGGAAACUCAAAAGCACUCAGUUUAUGGGUGAUAAGAUAUCAUAUUUCACAUUUAGUGGCACUUUAAUUAUAGAAAUGGGUUUCAGUGUCGUAUCACAAUCUUUUUAAAGUUCAGAUUUGUUCAGAUGUUGCAACCAUUCAACCAGUUGUUAAAUUUCUAUUUAAACCCUAAUUUAUUUACUUUCUAUUAGUUUGAAGCCAAACAACUUUUUUUGGCAGCUUAAACUCAGUUCUGUUCAUCUAAAUAUUGCAAAAGGAUGUGAAAACGAUAUGCAUUGUAUCAUGCCGAAGCAACACACAAUAAUUCUUCCUUUACCUACACGUUGGAUCUGUAAUGUAGAAGAUUACUCUGAAGAGUAACAUUCUUUCUUAUUAGUAACUGAAUGCACAUUUUGAUGCCUCCUUCCAGGUGUUUCAGUGUGUGUGUGUGUAUAUGUGUAUGUACUGUACAGACAAGAUGCCAUAUUAUGUCAAAUAGUUUAUUCUGUGUAAAGGGGAAACUGUAUGAAGUGAAUACAAUAAAACAUUUCUUCUGCA
Messenger RNA from Dicentrarchus labrax (European seabass), 2106 nucleotides. RefSeq names its product DnaJ (Hsp40) homolog, subfamily C, member 30b (gene dnajc30b). Lineage: Eukaryota; Metazoa; Chordata; Actinopteri; Moronidae. The transcript has a single exon. The record is from RefSeq and is a predicted model, not a curated record. Bases 41 to 1219 code for a protein of 392 amino acids.